This is a messenger RNA of Penicillium chermesinum, 1338 nucleotides long. RefSeq lists its product as uncharacterized. Gene Ontology annotation, molecular function: protein heterodimerization activity; chromatin binding. The transcript is spliced from 6 exons. Gene Ontology annotation, cellular component: Fanconi anaemia nuclear complex; FANCM-MHF complex. Bases 1 to 1338 code for a protein of 445 amino acids. The record is from RefSeq and is a predicted model, not a curated record. Gene Ontology annotation, biological process: replication fork processing; resolution of meiotic recombination intermediates. NCBI's taxonomy places the organism in Eukaryota, Fungi, Ascomycota, Eurotiomycetes, Eurotiales, Aspergillaceae.
AUGUCGACCCCGAGAACGCGCCGAGAAUCGGGUACUAGAUUGAAUACCCCAUCCGGCGAGCCGACGUUGACGGGGCUUCAACGACUUCCUAGCCAUACACUCUAUCCACUCACACCGAGCCGCCUCAUCACGGACGCAACUCCCUCACGCCAACGCUCAGCUUCUCGAUUUACGCCUCGCUUUACGCCUCGAGCGCGAGGUGCAGGGGCGCCAGCUACACCGUAUGGACUCCGUGCACGCCAGCAGCGAGCUGCCAAUACACCGGCUCGCGAGCGGCGCAAGAGCGGGCGCGCGCAGCGAGAAACGACGUUCGAUAUCUUGAGAAAUCUGGGCAGAGCACUUGCUCCUGUUUCGAAACCAAUCCAGUCGUCUCCGCAAGAGGAGCCUCAGCCUGUGGAAGAAUCAGUAGAUGAAAUCGACGAGCUUGACAAUGAGCCAGAGAUUGAGAGGCCGAGGCUUUCACUGCCAUUCCAGGGAGCUGAUGAUGCGAGCGACGAAACGAGUCCAAAGUCCCCGCCGCGACUGUCUUUGCAGUUUAAUGAAGAGGAUUUAACGGUUGAGUAUCCGCGCCGGGCUCUGCCUGACCGCGAUAGGGAAAGGUUGUCAAUGCUCAGCCCUGGUGUUGGAAGAAUUAGUGAUUUUGGGGGCACUCAGAUCCAAAGUGACUCUGAUGGUGGAGACGAAACGGGCGUCAUUAGUGAACGCGCUGCAGACGAAACCCUGAUCAGUGGAGGUGAUUUUGAUAGGGGUGGUGAGACGGAAGACCUGGGACGAUUCAAUUUCGAUUUCAACUUUCCAUCUCCAGUUGCAGCAACUUUUGAUGACCCUAUGGACGAUGAACAAUUUGGCGAAACAGAAGGGUUUGAACUGUCCGCAGGAAAUCUCGAACCGGCACCGCGAUCACCAUCUUCUGACGAUGAUGAUGCUGGUGGUGACUUUGGAUUUGGUCUCAGAACUAGCCGUUCCGCCGUCUGCCAGUCCGAGCCCGGGGAAAAGAAGCUCUCUCGAUAUGGUAUUCCAGUACCCAACUUGCCAGCGGGGGUAGUCAAGAAGAUGGCAACUCGCUUUGCACGUACCGGAGCAGGGUCGAAGGCCAAGCUCAACAAGGCUGCGAUGGCUGCCAUCGAACAGGCUUCUUCAUGGUUCUUCGAACAAGCCAGCAAUGACCUGGCUGCAUACUCAAAGCAUGCCGGGCGGAAGACCAUUGACGAAAGUGAUGUCACCACGCUAAUGAGAAGGCAACGACAAACUAACAAUACGGUUACUGUAUUUUCCUUAGCCCAGAAAUAUUUACCGAAAGAGCUUCAGCAAGAUAUGAGAUUGGCUAUGCCUCCAUGA